CGGCAUUUAUGCUCACUUCGGUGGUUCGUCCGCCCACCUAAUUAAGCUGCAUCAAUGCGCACGUAAAGGCCACAUAUCUCCCCUGCCUCCUGCCUCCUGCCUCCUCCCUCCUCCCUCCUCCCUCUUCCCUCGAUCUUUGUGUCACUUAUUUAAAAAACCCUAGAUCUCGCAUCUCCGCCUCCAUUUUCGAUCCGGAUCCCAUCUCCUAGCUCCAUGGCUGGAUUCCUCUACGCCCUCCGCAGAAUCUACCUCUCUCUCUACAACUGGACCGUAUUUAUUGGCUGGUUUCAAGUGCUUUACUUUGCUGUUAAGGCCUUGCGAGAAGGAGGGCCUACGACGGUGUACGAUGCCGUUGAGAAACCGCUGCAGCUAGCACAGACUGCUGCCGUCUUGGAGAUACUGCAUGGGAUUGUAGGAUUGGUGAGAUCGCCAGUGUCAGCGACUUUGCCUCAAAUUGGAUCGAGAUUAUUUCUUGUUUGGGGAAUCUUGUGGAGCAUUCCGGAGACGAGGACACAUGUUCUUGUUAGCUCCUUGGUUAUCAGCUGGUCUAUUACAGAGAUUAUUAGAUACUCCUUUUUUGGUAUGAAAGAAGCACUUGGCUUUGCACCUUCCUGGUUGUUGUGGCUCAGGUAUAGCACAUUCCUGCUUCUGUACCCAACUGGCAUUACCAGUGAGGUUGGCCUCAUAUAUGUUGCUUUGCCCUUCAUUAAGGCAUCCGAGAAGUACUGCAUCAGAAUGCCCAACAAAUGGAACUUCACUUUUGACUACUUUUAUGCAUCGAUUAUUGCUCUAGCAAUCUAUGUCCCAGGGAGCCCUCACAUGUAUGGAUAUAUGCUUGGGCAAAGAAAGAAGGCUCUCUCAAAAUCAAAGACUGCGUGAUUAAGCCUGAGGAAGUAGUGUUUCAUAGAGCUCCUUGUUUCUUUAUAUUGUACUGUAAAUUUGAGCUUGAUUUGAUGCAGGGUUCUGUUGUCAUUAUCAUCUGAAUAUCUAAUAACUCAUCUGUUUACUGUCGUUUGACUUUGUAUGGUUGUAUUCGUUAACAACAUUAAUAUCUGUGGUUGUCUCAUCCAAUUUAAUCUAUUUAGGCGAAGAUAUUUGUGGU
Zingiber officinale is the source of this 1102-nucleotide messenger RNA. Its product is annotated as very-long-chain (3R)-3-hydroxyacyl-CoA dehydratase PASTICCINO 2A-like. The record is from RefSeq and is a predicted model, not a curated record. The coding region runs from base 214 to 879 and encodes 221 amino acids. NCBI's taxonomy places the organism in Eukaryota, Viridiplantae, Streptophyta, Magnoliopsida, Zingiberales, Zingiberaceae. The transcript has 9 exons. Gene Ontology annotation, cellular component: endoplasmic reticulum membrane. Gene Ontology annotation, biological process: sphingolipid biosynthetic process; very long-chain fatty acid biosynthetic process; fatty acid elongation. Gene Ontology annotation, molecular function: 3-hydroxyacyl-CoA dehydratase activity.